Molecule: messenger RNA, 3155 nt
Organism: Hevea brasiliensis (rubber tree)
Lineage: Eukaryota; Viridiplantae; Streptophyta; Magnoliopsida; Malpighiales; Euphorbiaceae
Exons: 15
Coding region: 595-2865 (756 amino acids)
Biological process (GO): regulation of autophagy
Cellular component (GO): lysosomal membrane; late endosome membrane; Mon1-Ccz1 complex
Source: RefSeq, a predicted model, not a curated record
CACUCACGUUACUUGUGAAUACACAGGUAGGGACUAGAAUUCAGCAAUUUGACUGUUAGUUAGUUUCUUCUGCUUUCCCACGAUAAAUAACUGCACUUUUCCUAGCUACCAAACAGGCAAGUAAAAUCAAUGGUUGAUUCUCAAGGCAUCUCUUUUAUAGUAUUGUGGAAAUGAAAGAGAGGAAUACUACUUCAACACUCAAGCGCAUUUUAGUGAACUGUGCUGCCCAGGCAAAAGAUUAUGGAGGCUGUGUUGCAGCAAAGGUUCCAGAAAUUGAGCGUGAUAUUUGCCUGAAAGAAUUUCUUGCACUGAAGAAUUGCAUGCAGAAUACGCUUCGAGGAAAGGUUUAGGCAUUUAUCUUCAAUAAUUUAGGCAUCUACAAUUCGGAAGCAAGUAGUUUUAAGCACUCAGUGUGUGGUGGAAAUACACUGAUAACUGAUAACAGUUUCAUUCAAACACCAAAUAAUAAAUGCAACAUUUUCUUUCUGUAAUGUGUUAUUGAAACAUAUGAGACUGGCUUAGGAUUGCCUACUUCAGUACUUGCCACAUACUCUUUUAUUUUAUUCUCAAUCUGGGAACGCAAAAAACUUAAGAAUGUCUGGGAAAGCAUCAAGUUCACAACAUACUGUUGGUUUUAGUGGGUCUGGCGGGCUGUCACAUGUUUACAUUCAAUAUCCGCCUUUAAGAUGUAGAAUUCCAGGAUCAAGGGGUUUAUAUUACGAUGAUGGGAGUAAGUUGCUACUUGGCCCAACAUCUAAUCAGGUGUUUUCUUGGAAGACUGUUCCUUUUGAUCCUCAUGUUGCGCCUACAUCUGAUUCAAUAAGUGAAGGCCCAAUCUUAUCUAUUAGAUAUUCUUUAGAUGCGAAGUUCAUAGCAAUCCAACGUUCUAGUCAAGAGAUACAGAUUUGGCAUAGAGAAACUGGGGAAACCUUCAGUCACAAGUGUAGGUCAGAGUCAGAGAGUAUACUAGGAUUCUUUUGGACUGAUUGUCCACUGUGUGAUUUUGUACUUGUGAAAACGAGUGGGCUCGAUUUGCUUGCCUGUGAUUAUGAGUCAAAAUUGCUUGACUUGGUGGAGACAAGGAGAUUGAAUGUGAGUUGGUAUGUCUAUACGCAUGAAAGUCGUUUGGUUCUUCUUGCUUCAGGAAUGCAAUGCAAGACAUUCACUGGAUUUCAGCUCUCAUCUGCCGGAAUUGUUCGCUUGCCAAGGUUUGAGAUGGCAAUGGCCAAAUCUGAGGCUAACAGUAAGCCUGUCCUAGCUGCUGAAGAUAUCUAUAUUGUGACUGUGUAUGGGAGAAUAUAUUGCAUGCAAAUUGACAGAGUAGCAAUGCUGCUGCACUCUUAUAGGUUUUAUCGUGAUGCUGUUGUACAACAGGGUUCCAUGCCAGUUUAUUCAAGCAAGAUUGCAGUGAGUGUAGUCGAUAAUGUACUGCUUGUCCAUCAAGUGGAUGCAAAGGUUGUUAUACUCUAUGACAUAUUUGCUGAUUCUCGAGCACCCAUCUCUGCUCCACUUCCUCUACUGUUUAGAGGUUUCCCUAGGUCCAAUACUUCUUCCUCUCGAUUUAGUGGCAAAGAUGGUGAAAGUGCAGAGGCCAACAUAAGUGAUCAUGAAGCAAUCAUUUAUGGAGAUGACUGGACAUUUCUAGUUCCAGACCUUAUAUGCGAUGUUGCUAACAAUUUCUUGUGGAAGAUCCAUCUAGACUUAGAGGCAAUUUCUGCAAGUAGCUCUGAAGUUCCUUCAGUGCUAGAGUUCCUGCAGCGACGGAAGUUGGAAGCUAAUAAGGCUAAACAGUUGUGCCUGGCAAUAACACGUACUGUCAUCUUGGAAAGGAGGCCGGUGUCCAUGGUUGCCAGGGUAAUAGAUGUACUUGUUAGUAACUAUUCCUAUUCAAUCAAAACAGGCAGCUAUCUCAAGGGAAUAAAAGUGGAGAGAACUUCAAUUUCCAGUGGGGCACAUGUAAAUAGUCCCAGGUCCAGUGCCAAUAUAUCUGCAAGUGGAAUUGAUGCCCUUGGAAAAUCAUAUGAACAUGAACCUAGUGCCAGAGUUGAGAAUGAAUCCCUCAACAGAUCUUCAAAUAUUUCCACUUCAGACUCUGAAGAUGAGGCACACUUUGAAUCUCUAAAAAACACCACAACUAGUCUUCAAAAGCUGGACAGGGAGAACAUAUUGGGUGCUGAAAGUGCUAGCAAUGAAGCUCAGCCAUCAUCUUCUCAAUCUCAGCAUCCUGGACUGAAUAACAACCCACUAAAUGCCAGUGUUUCUGAGCGGCAGGAAUUGCAACUUGCUUCACCAGCAAUUUCACCUGAUGAGAUGUAUAGCUUUGUGUUUGCCCCAGUCGAGGAAGAGAUGGUAGGAGACCCAUCUUACUUGGUUGCCAUCAUUGUUGAAUUCCUUCGCAGCACAAAUUUGGAAAAGAUCAAGGUUCAUCCCAACCUCUAUGUGCUGACGAUACAGCUUCUAGCCCGCAAUGAGCGGUAUACAGAACUCACAUUGUUCAUCAUAAACAAGGUUCUUGAGCCCUCAAAAGAAGUAGCAAUGCAGCUUCUAGAGUCAGGUCGACAAAAUUUCCAAAUCAGGAAGUUGGGUCUGGAUAUGGUGAGACACCUCUCUUUACAUCAUGAUUAUGUGGUGCUACUAGUGCAAGAUGGAUAUUAUCUUGAAGCCUUGCGUUAUGCAAGGAAGCACAAGGUCACUACUGUCCGGCCUUCAUUGUUUCUUGAAGCAGCUUUAGCUUCCAAUGAUUCACAGCUUCUUGCUGCAGUGCUAAGAUUCUUUUCAGACUUUAUUCCUGGAUUUAGAAACACAUCGGAUCACCAUACGUACCACCGCAUUCUUAGUGAGAUGAACUCAGCCAUUGCUACUUGAAUGUCAAUGAUUAUGAUUUUUUGAGUAUGAGAACUAAGAUUAUCUAGUUAGAGAGAGAGAGAGAGAGGGAAGAUACUUCUAUAUUUGAUUUCCCUGGUUUACUACGGAUUAUGUUUCUGUUCAUAUUUCAAACAUGGAGAGCAAAAGAAUGGUUUAGUGUUAACUGUUCUUCAAAAGAUGAGUGGAUAGAUAUUUACAGACAGGAAUGAGGUGUGGAUAAACCUAGAAUCUUAAUUCAUUUACUGUAGAAUAAUACUAAAGAAAAGGCAUAAAACUUCAGUGAUUGCAAA